UGCCGCAGUCGACGAGUUAAGUGUGAUGAGACGCGACCUCUUUGCCAUUUGUGUAGAACAGUAGGGUUGGUGUGUCGUGGGUACGGGAAGAACAUCUUUUUCACUUCAGGAAUAGGCGAUGUCGACCGCGAAAGAGAAAGCGUCCGCUUUCGACGCCUGCUAUUCACCGAGGUGGAGCGCAAAGAAAUGAGCUCAUCACUCACGGCAAGUGUUCCACCAAGGUUCGUUUCUAGGCAGAUUUCCUGCCUUGACGUCGAAUCUGAAGGUGCUACUCCUGAUCAACACCUUGAUCUUCAGCGCGGUCCAUUCGGGGUCUUCAGAAGCAACACGUCAUAUGAGACUCAGUCCAGAAUCGAUUUUGUUUUGGACUGUAAUCCCGAUGUAGGAUCGCUAGAAGUGCAUGACGCUCUCGGUUAUGCUCAAGAAAUAGCACUUUACGACCACACGACAAAUCUACAGUGGUCUCCUUCCUUGAUGACUACCAUUUUUGACAGUCCCAUGCAGAUGCUGCAGCCACAGAAUCAUAAUCAUACGGAUAUUUGCGGGCCGCUGGGGGCCAACGCAACGGGGCAAGGUUAUCGCGAAACACUGCCCGCUCACAAUAUGCAAGCACAAGAAAUGGGCCCCUACGGAAGCUCGCAGGCAGACUUGACCAUGACUGAGCCGUUGCAAAACAAUAGCUUAAUAGCAGACAUGUUGCGUGGCAGUUUCGAUGAAAACACAGUCACUAGGGUAGUGCCUAGUGUCACGACUAUGUCAACGCCCAUGCCCGGAGACGCCGUGUUCUUGCUCAAACAUUAUACGUCGAUCAUAAUCAAUUUCCUGACCCCGUUUGGACAUGCCAAGACUCCGUGGCAUGUUUUGUUUAUACCCCAUGUCAAAAGCUGCCUCGCUGCUUUGACGAUGGGCGAAGAACUUGGUCAUGCUAGCCUUGCCAUAUUCUUCGGCACUCUCGCAAUAAGUGCUUCAAGCUUAGACAAGCAAACACGGUCACAACCAAGCAUGUGGCUCCAACAGGCAAAGACGUACGAGCGUAAAGCACGCGAGCAUUGUCGCUUGAUGUUGGACACGGCUUAUUGUGUGCCCAAAGUGGCCAAGUAUAAAACUAUCUUAAUGGCGUUAUUGACUUUGGUGCACUUAUAUACUCUGAACGGCAGGCGAAAAAGUGUGGACUUCUACUUCGUCGAGGCUGAAAAGUUCAUCAGAGUUCGCGGUCUUGGCCGCAGAAAAUCGCGGAAGGUGCGUCUACUGCACCACUGUUAUGCUUUCCAGCGGAUGUUCUACGAAAGCCUAUGUAUUGGCAGACACACUCAGCAUAGGCGUGAGGUCAUGAAAGCGAUCGAAUCGAGCGGGUCCGGCGUACACAGUCGAGAUAGCUUGACGUUCCAUGCAUCCCAGUGGCAUAAUUUGCCUCAGGCGAUGCUGAUGUCGAAGACCCAAGAAGAAGGAGAAAAUGAUCUUCACCUCGAGCAUCCUGGCGUGUGGCCAGCGACGCUAUAUCCGGAGAUAUACGGCAUCCCGGAGGUACUUGUCUGGCUACUAUCUUGCAUUAUACGACUUGGAAAUGAGAAGGAAUCGGCAGGACAAGGCGCACAGUGUGGCAGUACUAUCGCUGACUUCCUGCGGCGAGCAAAAGCUUUAGAAUGGUGCAUUAAACAGUACCAGGAGCAGAGCGAUGAUCUAGUAGCACAGCUUCCACAAUCAGAUGCAACAAAAUUGGACAAUCUGACGAACAUCAUAAACGCUUUAAAGAACGCGGUGGCAAUUUACUUCUAUCGCAGAGUCUACGACAUUGACUCAUCACUGCUGCAGCCACUGGUAGCAAGCGUAUUUGAGUCUUUGACGAGAAAUCAAUCUAUAGAGGUCGGGUCGGCUUGUGGCUCGCUGAGUCUUGUUUGGCCUGCAUUCAUCGCAGCAUGCGAGGCGGAGGGCGACGCAAUACGGGCAGCAUUUACACAAUGGUUUGAAGCCCGUGCGAAAGACAGUGGCUUAGACACUUUUGCUGUAACGAUCGGGACUAUUAAAACCGCCUGGAGAGCGAAGUCCUCGUCAAAUGACAUCGCCAUUACAGGUGCCGCCUCAGGCAUGGGCCUCGCAACAGCUCAGCUGCUCGCCUCUCGCGGCGCAAUCAUAUCUCUUGCUGAUAUAAACGAAGCCGCAGUGAUCAAGGCAACAGCUUCACUAGAAAAGCCAGGUGUCAAGGAUCACAUCUACAGCAUUGUUGAUGUUCGAGACAGUAGCUCGGUCAACGAUUGGAUAGAAAGAACGGUACAGAAUCUGGGCGGGUUGGAUGGUGCGGUCAACAUGGCCGGCAUUAUCAAGCAUGCCAAGCCUGUAGCCGAGUCGACGGAUGAGGACUGGGACUUCACUUUCUCGGUGAAUACGAGGGGUGUUUUUGCUUGUCUCAGGGCUCAAAUCAAGGCAAUGAGUGCUGGUGGUAGCAUUGUUUCUGCUGCAAGUGUCUUUGGGCAGUUUGGGUCGCCAGGGAAUGCAGCUUACUGCGCAAGCAAGGCAGCCGUAAUUGCGCUCACGCGCACCGCCGCUAAAGAGAACCAAAACAUCAGGAUCAAUUGCGUUUCCCCAGGCUCUGUGAGAACGCCGCUGUCGGAAGGAGAAAAUCCUGAGGACGUGAAGCGCGGCCUUGCACACACGGCACAGAAGCGAAGAGCCGAACCGAUUGAGGUUGCGCAAGUGAUCACCUUUUUGCUCAGCGAAGAAGCUUCUUUUGUGACCGGUGCAGUGUAUAAUGUUGAUGGUGGUUGGGUAUGUUAG
Truncatella angustata is the source of this 2772-nucleotide messenger RNA. RefSeq lists its product as uncharacterized. The annotation marks the transcript as partial. The transcript is spliced from 5 exons. Gene Ontology annotation, molecular function: oxidoreductase activity; zinc ion binding; DNA-binding transcription factor activity, RNA polymerase II-specific. Gene Ontology annotation, biological process: regulation of DNA-templated transcription. The record is from RefSeq and is a predicted model, not a curated record. NCBI's taxonomy places the organism in Eukaryota, Fungi, Ascomycota, Sordariomycetes, Amphisphaeriales, Sporocadaceae.